CGAGGACAUUCCCGCUAUUAUGGGUCGCGCUGACCGGGGCUUGCUUUAAAUUUGCCUGUUCUUCUCUUCAAAUUGUAGAUUUUCCUCCUUUCCCGCCCGGAAGACAUCCAGUCGGGUUGCAGCUGUGAUUCCCAGACGGUAUAGACAAAAGCGUGCCGUGAGCCAUCGCCAUGUCGGACGGCCAUCAGCUUCCUCUUGCGCUGCGGCGCUCGCGGCGGAGCAGCCUCGGGCCUCUGAGGCUGGCGCAAACUGCGGCGGAAAAGUCGCUGCCUACGCCCGAGUCCUCUGCCGCGUCGACGCCGAACAAGAAGACCGGCAGGCCAAAGAAGCGCGUGCGGUUCUCUGACCCCGGCCCGCUGCUCGCGGGCAACGAAGACGAGCUUUCCACCGGCCUCACCCCGAUGAUCCGACGUGCCACUCUCUCCGCUAAGCCCUUUCGGCGACACUCUACCCCGUCGCGGCUCUCGCACAGCGGCGGCGGGCUGUUUAGCGGCAGCGGCGCGGACCACCAGCCUAGCUCGCCGCUGCCGGUGAGCGGCGAGGUGCACCUGCUUCCGCUGCGGCAGGUGCUGGACGGGCGGAUCAAGCGGCGCAUCCGCCGCAACGGGCUCAGCGAGGAGAUGAACUCCAUCUACGCGGAGCGCAAGAGGAAGGCGCAGGACACGCAGGCCGAGAUAGGCCGGCUGCGCGCCGAGCUAGCGGCCAGGGACGACGAGAUCCACCGCCUGCACGACGAGACCAUCGAGGUUGACACGGAGCGCGUGUGGGACCUCGAGCGCCAGGUCGAGGACCUGAAGCGCCAGCUAGCCGCCCAGUCCAGCAUGGCAGCAGCUGCCGCCGCUGCAGCAAUGGUCCCGAGCAGCCCGGCCUUUGAGUGGACGGUGGCCGCGCGGGAUCCCUUCUCGGAUGACUUUAUGGACGUCGAUGCAACAGAGCCACAAGAUUAUGACGACGACGACGACGACGACGACGACGACGACGACGAGUUCGGCGCAACGACAAUCGCCGACCUGGCAUGCAGCACGCCGACGCGCCGCAGCAGCAACAAAACACGCAACACCUCAUUCCCGACGCCGCCCACGACCAGCCCGGCAGCAGCAACAACAGCAGCACAGACGAUCCCUGACACGCCGUGCUCGUCGCGCCGCCGCCUAAUAGACCUGGCCGGCAGCACACCGUGCAGCAGCAUCAGCACGACGGGCGUGCAGGCGACGCUUCCGGACCUGGAGAAGCAGCAGCUCGAGGACGAGCUGGCGGGACUGCAGCUCGAGAUGUGCAAGCUCACGACGGCGCUCGAGGCGUACGCGGCGCUGACGGCCGGCCUGGCGGACAAGUUGGCGCCGUUCUCCGCCGCGCAGCAGACGGCAUCGUCUUCUCUAGGUCUUGCCGACGGCAAUGUCGAUAACACCACCACCAAUAACAGCAGUAACACAACAGACAGCAGUAACACAACAAAUAGCAACACAACAAACAGUAACGCCGCCCACUCCGGCCUCGACGCGCGGCUGACCAGCGUCCUACAGACCCUGGCCGACCGCACCGCCGCGCUGUCAGAAGUCAACAGCUCGCUGCACAGCCUGGGGUUCGCCGGCAGCGACGCCCUCGAAAUCAUAUCCUCCAUCGCCUCGUCCCUGCGCUCUGCACGGCUCGAGCUGGAAUACGCCACGCCGGGCGAGGUCGCUCUCCCGCUGACCUCUGCCGGCGCAGCAGUGCUGGACCUACUGCUGGCCCGGCUGCGCGAGCUGGCCCGCCGCGCGCGCGAGGCCGACGACUCCAUCGACGAGUACCACGCGCUGGAGCAGUCGCUGCGGCAGCAGCUGGGCGCGCGCGUAGACGCCAUGGACAGCCUGUCGGCGCGGCUAGGCGCGGCUGAGGCGGCGGCGGCCGGCAAAGACGUACGGCUCGCCGAGCUCGAGGUCGGCAUCGACCGGCUGCGCGGCGCCGUGGGCCGGUACGAGCGGGACGUGGCCGAGCUGGAGGCGCUCGUGCAGCGCAUGGACGGCGAGCUGGCGGCGGCGAAGCAGGGCGGAGAGGGGCUGAGGAAGGACAAGGCCGAGGCGGUCGAGGAGCUCGAGGUGCAGCUCGUGGCCGCCCGCAGGCAGACGGCGGCCGUGCGCGGCGAGCUGGCGGGCGCGAACAAAGCCCACGGCGCCGGGCUGGCGCUGCGCGACGCGCGCGUGGCCGAACUGCGCGUCGAGCUGGAUCGGGUCAAUGCUUCGCUGCGGGCGGCGCACGAUACUGUCGCGCAGCUGCGUGUCGAGGUCGCGCAGCUGGGGAAUGUGAAUGCCGCGUUGGUGGGCGAGAACAAAGAGCUCGCCGCCCGUGUGGAAGGGGACCGCCGCAGGGCGAGGGGCGUCAUUGAUUCCAUGAAGGCCGAGAUCGAGCGCGUUGCGAGGACGAGCGAGGGGCUGCUGGCCACGCCGAAGAGUAGUGGAAGCAAGCAAAAUGCUGGGCGGCUGCUGCUGCUGCCGUCGGCGGCGUCUUCGUCGGGAGGGCGGGACAGUGGUGUCGGUGCGGAGGAGCAAGAGGACAGGGUCGGCCUGGUCGGGUCUGUGACGACGCCGGCGGGUGUGAAGGUUGGCGGAGGGGUUGGGCUGUUCUCGGGCGAGUUAGCCAAGAAGGCGACCAAGAGCAGGAAGCGGAGGCGCUAUGACAGCGGCUUGGGGUUUCUGGACGAGGAGGAGAUGGAGGGCGACGUGUCGAUGUUCUCCGUCGACGGAGACUGGGACCCGCACUGGGAAAGAGACUGGGAGGACCUCCAAGAUUACGACAUGUCGGUUGUCUCUCUGGCUACCUCGGACAAUGGUAGCCAGUCGAGAGGCCUUACAAGCAACCUCUUUCAACAAGGCUCAGAGCCUUCAGAGUCUGUUGAUCCCGCGGACUACCGCCUGACUUCGCUGCAGGAACUUGGUUUCUCUGAACUUCGUGUCAGUAAUAAUAAUAUCUCUUGUCGCAAACCCUACGAGUCGGAAGACUCUCCCUCAGACGAGGAAGAAGAAGCCAAGAAACGGGAACAACUCGCGGAGGGGGUUCUCGCGUGGAGAGGCUCGGUCAAAGAAGCCUCGCAACCCCAAGCCACGUUCUAUAACAUGACAGCUCCGAAUGCUAGGGCCAUUCGGGGCAUGCUUCAUGUCCUGGGGACAAGGAUCGACAAUGCAAUCUACUGUUCCGGGAAUCUCCCAGUUCCAUUCAUCAAGCUCUCCGGGGCUUCUGUCAAAGCACUUCGUGCUCCCAGGAACCAGCUCCCUGAGCUGAACCCGAUGAUUGAAGGGUACAUCCAGGCCUGGCGCAACCCAAUUUCGCCGUCAAUCUUCCCUCCGUAUCCUCAUCCGAGCGUUUACACCUGGAUCGCCGGCAUGUUGCGGAGCGUCUCGUCCCUUCAGGGCCUGACCUUCAAGAUGCGGAAUCCGGAGCUCAUCCCAGACUUCAAGGAGGCAGAACGUUCUCAGGAGGUUAUGAGAUGGGCCGAGAGCACGUACACCGGGUUUGCGUCAGUUUGGGCGGACUUGGGUGACCUAGAGGACUACAUGGCCAAGUCUCUCCCUCAACUGUUCAGCGAGUAUGAGAACUUGGCUCUAGACUAUAAGCUGCCAUUCUUGAAGGCAUCAUCGAGUUUACAACAUGACUCAUCCGUUGGUACCGAUCGGCAACGCCAGGAGAGUGUAACUGUCAAUUUCUACUCUAAAGUUGACAUUUCCUCGCUCAGCCUCGUCGACCAGUCGUGGCUGUUAGGGUGGGAGUUGGCGAAUUUACGCCAUCUCACUCAACAAGCAAUGGCUCGUAUCCGUGAGCAGAUGCUUAAGUGCAAGCGGAAGUCAAAGAAGAGCGGAGUCGGUCGUGGCUCCAACAACAACAACAACAACAACAACACAGUCGCCAUGCGUGAAGUGUGGCACAUGUACGACGAUCUAGACAGGACGCUCGGAUAUCUAAUCACUUCUGCCCAAGACAUGAACGACGAGGCGGCCGUUCACAUCAUCAUGAAUCUCAGGGCCGAGGAGAUUGGCAAGUUUUCCCGGGAGCUGAAAAGCACCCUCAUUGCCAGCGGCUACGCUAGCGGCAUCGGUACUGGAUGCGCAUAUUCACGGUAUAGAAAGGCACCAAGAUUUGGCCAGCACGUGUAUUACCGGAACAAUGUUCGGCGGGAUUGGAGUCACGACAGCUGCAGCGACACCGACAGCGGCGAUAGCAGUGCAAGCAGCCAGCACACAACCCCAGACUGGACGCAAUCUCUGCUGGGCGUGGGCAUGGUUCCAGCCCGCAACAACGGAAUCCUCGCAUUGAAGAAGCUUCCCGAGGUUCCGCCUUUCGACAACACGAAGCCAUUCCCUGCGGCGUUGGCCAGGCGCUGGGGAUACGACCUCGAUGAGGUCAAUCAAACCAUGGUCAGGACGACGGGUGCGUCAGCUCCGACACGAUUGGCAUCGGCGGAGAACCGCGCCACGAGCAGUACUCCAGCCAAGGACUUCGGCUCAAUCUCGUCGGCACUGGCGCUCAAGUUUGGCGUCAACAGUUCUGCCGGGAAUUCGGGCCCCGUGUUCGUAAGCAAGGCCGUCGAGUGGCUUUCCCCUUCGGAGAGUCAAUCCCGGUUUGCCGAAUGCGGCUCCAGCCGCAACCCCGAUCAUUCGGCUCCCAUCAAGGAGCCUGAGCAGCUUACAUUCCCUAAGCUCAAGCCGCCCUACAGAAGGUCCCAUCGGAUGCGCAGCCUUCUAUCAUUCAACUGGGCUGGUAGAAAGGUUGCCACGGCAGACGCCAGCACCAGUGUCGCCACCAGGUCGGCUCGAGGUUUGGAGGCCCUGUCAAUGAGCUGGGCUAGUACCCAGGUCGCCACGCCAGAGGCGAGCACCAGCUAUACUGCCACCUCUGCACGGGGCUCAGAGGUUAUGUCCAUGAGCGAGGACUGUGAAGGCUCUAUCUCAUCCUUGGGUGGCAAGGGCAAGGAGACCCCCCUCAAGUCUCCUUGCAGCAGCUUCGUUGGGAAUGUCCAACGUGCUGCCCUGAAGGCGAAAGAAGUGCCACCGCUUCAAAACCUUAGAGAAAUUGGUCGGAUUAUGACCAGCGCCCUGACACCCACGGGGCCUCCCCCGGGCCAAGUUUCGCGGCAGCAUCGGGACUGA
Molecule: messenger RNA, 5117 nt
Organism: Lasiosphaeria miniovina
Lineage: Eukaryota; Fungi; Ascomycota; Sordariomycetes; Sordariales; Lasiosphaeriaceae
Exons: 4
Coding region: 171-5117 (1648 amino acids)
Source: RefSeq, a predicted model, not a curated record